Geodia barretti is the source of this 2346-nucleotide messenger RNA. NCBI's taxonomy places the organism in Eukaryota, Metazoa, Porifera, Demospongiae, Tetractinellida, Geodiidae. The record is from the annotation of a GenBank genome assembly.
UACGCACGACGACGAUCUCCGCGUGCGCGCGCACGCAGAGUAUCGCAGAGCUAGCUAGCUAGCUAGAGUCGAGUGGUCAUGCUGCGGCGGUCACUGCUAGUUCUGUACGGCAGUCAGACAGGGACAGCAGAGGAUGUGGCGAGGAGAGUAGGGAGGGAGGCUCGUCGAAGACAUCUGAAGACCAUUGUUACUUGUAUGGAUGCUUACGACAAGUCCCAACUAGUGUUCCAGUCAGUGGUCGUGUUUGUUUGCUCCACCACUGGCCAAGGGGACGAGCCAGACAACAUGCGUCAGUUUUGGAGAUUCCUGCUGCAGAAAAGCCUCCCAAAGGACUCCCUUGCUAGUGUCCGGUUCAGCGUAAUGGGGCUAGGGGACUCAUCCUACCCCAAGUACAACUAUGUGGCCAAGAAACUUCACCGCAGGCUCUUGCAGUUAGGGAGCACUGCCUUGCUACCCCUGUCGCUAGGAGAUGAUCAACAUGACAUGGGGUGCGAUGCAGCAGUGGAUCCUUGGCUGGAGAACCUGUGGAGAGAGGUCCUGGCCCUCUACCCUCUUCCCCCAGGCCUGGAGCCUAUCCCUCACUCCACUCUUCUCACUCCCUACCUUCGACUGACCCCUGCAAGCACAGUGACCUCCUCAUCACAUCCUAUGUCUCCUUCCUCACUUCCACCUUCACGAGCACAUCCCUUCCGUGCACGUUUGGUGGCUAAUAAGAGGGUUACAUCACCGAAUCAUUUCCAGGAUGUUCGUCUGAUAACUCUUGACAUUUCUGCUGCAAAAAUCAGGUACAAGGCAGGAAAUGUUCUGAUGGUUCAGCCACAGAACUCACCCACUGCAGUGACCACUUUCCUCUCCCUCCUUUCCCUACAUCCUCGGCAAAUGGUCUCCGUGGAGACAUCUGACUCAAACCCUUUACCGGCAGCUCUGCAGGGCAGGUUUUCUCUACACCACCUUGCCACCCACUACCUUGACAUUAGCUCUGUUCCUCGGCGGUCUUUCUUCGACCUCCUCGCCCAGUUUGCCUCGUCUGAAAGAGAGAAGGAGCGACUACUUGAGUUCAGUUCAACUGAAGGCCAGGAAGACUACUAUUCCUACUGUUGGAGGCCUCGGAGAACUAUUCUGGAGGUCUUGGCUGACUUCCCUUCAGCUGCAGCUGACCUUGAUCCGUCUUACCUGUUGGAGCUCAUUCCUGCCCUUCAGCCUCGCGCCUUCUCCAUCGCCUCUUCUCUAGCUGCCCACCCAGGCUCUGUCCAGAUCCUGGUGGCUGUCGUGGAGUACCAGACACACCUUCAGGAACCCAGGAAGGGAGUGUGCUCUUCAUGGUUGGCGUCCUUGGAUCCUGGAGCCACUGUCCCAGUGUGGGUGGUGUCUGGCUCCUUCUCCUUCCCCCUACAGCCUCACACCCCUCUGGUCAUGGUGGGACCUGGUACUGGGUGUGCUCCCUUUAGAGCUCUCCUGGAGGAGAGAAACAGUCAAGGAGAGUCAGCUAAUAUGCUGUUCUUUGGUUGUCGGUCAGCCACUGCUGACCAUUUCUUUGCUACGGAGUGGAGUGAGAUGGUAGCUACAGGAAUGCUCACACUCUACACUGCAUUCUCCAGAGACCAGUCUUUCAAGGUAACGCUUAGGCUAGGUUAACAAUGUCGCAUUGCCCCGUCGCACCGUGCCGCAUUGCGAGGAUAGAAUCCAUUUCUAUCUUCGCGGCACGACACGACGUGGCACAGGGCAAUGCGAUGCAUUGUAAACCCAGCCUUAGCUGACUCUGUACAUUGACAUGUUGAGGUGUAUAUAAGCAUGUAUGUGAUUUUUGGUGUACACAUAGGUGUAUGUGCAGCACUGUAUUGAGAGGGAAGGAGGGAAGGUGUGGCAGUGGUUGGAGGGUAGGAAGGCUAGUGUCUUCAUUGCAGGAAAUGCAAAACGGAUGCCGCAAGAUGUGCAGCAAGCUCUGCAGUCAGUGUGUGAGAAGUGGGGAGGUCUGGACCCAACUGAGGCUCGGGCCUACAUGGCCUCCCUCACUGCUUCCUGUAGACUACAGUUAGAGACUUGGAGUUAGCACCUAUAGUACAAUCUGUAUUGAUCUAUGAAUGGAUGAUCUGACAUUGAUAAGUAUAUAAGUAAUCUCAAUCAGUUUCUGCCUCGGUCGCUGCUGCUCCGUUUUGGCGCGACGUUCUGGCUUCUCUAACUUCCUGUAGUAACUGUCUAGCGUCCUGCGUGAGCUGCUCACUUCUGCUCUCCAUUACGCUCAUGUAGUCCGCCAGCUGGUCCAGCUGGCGGUCUAGAGACUCGUAUUCUUGCAAUGCUUCCGACACCUGCUGCUGACUCUCCUGCACUGCUUCCAUCUCCUCUGGU